Molecule: messenger RNA, 1029 nt
Organism: Caenorhabditis remanei
Lineage: Eukaryota; Metazoa; Nematoda; Chromadorea; Rhabditida; Rhabditidae
Exons: 7
Coding region: 1-1029 (342 amino acids)
Biological process (GO): transport
Molecular function (GO): transporter activity
Source: RefSeq, a predicted model, not a curated record
AUGCUGGAAAUAUCACCAUGGGAGACAUUGGUCAAACUACUAACCGACUCGCUACUCAAUUGCACUGGAACACACGAAGAUGUACCUCAUUCGAAAAACUUCCUCAGAUCAUUAACAACCACAUACAUAGCCUCAUUAGCAGUGGCAACAGCAGUGACGGUUGGUACAGUAUGCCUUGCAGUUCUUCAUCUUGUCUAUAUCUCAUUUUAUAUCACACAUUCUAGUAGACGUCUUCUGAUUGUUCUCUUGGCAUGCACUGCACCGCUUGUAUCAAUUCUCGCCCUCGUUGCCAUGUAUAUGCCACGUGUAUGGUUCCUUUCACAUCUACUCUCGUUUCUCUACUUCUCUUUCGCUCUCUGGGUCAUCAUCUGUCUUCUUUUACACAUUUUCGAUGGACAUCAUGCUCUCGUGACGAAAAUGAUGCAACGAUUACAGUUCGUUGAAAUUGCAACACCGCCGUUCUGUUGUCUAUUUCCAUGUCUUCCAAAAGUGAGAUUAGAAGGAAAGAAGAUUCGAUUAUGUGAAUUGAUGGUCCUACAAGCCCCAAUUGUCAGACUAUUCGCUACACUCGUAUCACUGAUAAUCUAUUUUGAAUAUCAAGAUCAAGGCCUCGUACCUCUAAAAGUACUUGACUUCAUAACUCUUCCAUCUCUUCUGGCUGGAAUUUAUGGAACUCAUAUGCUUGUGACAACUGUUUCCAGAAUGGAUGAACUUGUCCCGUACCGAUACAUUGUUGUCUUCCGGCUUCUUGAUUUCUUCUUUAUGGUUUUCGGUCUACAACAACCAGUUUUCGAUUUUCUCGCGAGAUACGGAGCAUUUGGAUGUGGUACUGUACUUCCAGCCAUUGAGACUUCUUUCUAUUGGAAGAAUUUCUUUACAGUAAUGGAAGCGUUCUGUGUCACACUUAUAAGUACAGUCCUUCUACAACCAUCGAAAUCAUCAUUCUUCGAUAAACAUCCAAGUUGUCGAUCAAUGAGUUCAGCACGAAGUACAAUAACUGAAGUGGAUACUGACGAAUCGGCCACUUAG